Brugia malayi is the source of this 735-nucleotide messenger RNA. RefSeq lists its product as uncharacterized. Lineage: Eukaryota; Metazoa; Nematoda; Chromadorea; Rhabditida; Onchocercidae. The transcript has 5 exons. Bases 1 to 735 code for a protein of 244 amino acids. The record is from RefSeq and is a predicted model, not a curated record.
AUGCUCAUCUUGUCACUUUGGCCAGCAUUGUACAUUCAGAUUUGUUUUAUAAAUAUACUGUAUUUAACUAUCGGUACAUUAUUGCUAUUCACAUAUGGCUCAGCAAAUUGUUUAAAAGCGAAGAAACUUUCAGUUACAAAAGAUGCAUCAUCUAAUCAACCAAAGAAAGCAGUUGUUGAACAUUCUAUACGUUUAAGUUAUCACAACGAUUUACCAAAAAGUGAAGGAAGCGAUGAAACAACACCCAAAAUUGUUAGCAAACAUCAUCCUGGAACUCUAUUUAUCAGUCCUGAUCAGACACAAUCGGGAGUAAUUGGCUCAAAGAAUUUACUUCCAUCCAAAUAUACGUCAAAAUUAUGUCGUGAAGCAGAAAAAGUUAUCAGAAAAUCUUUGAUUGUUGGAAGUGAGAAAUUGACAGAGGAUAAAACGCAAGUGUCAGUACCAUCGAUGGAUUUUACACAAAUGACAGCAGAAUCAGAAGAAAAUGAUAAGCAAUCAUCAAAAACAUUAACAGAAUCAACAAUGAAAGAAAGCAAAAAUAUAUUGAAACAUGAUAAAGCAUCAGAUGAAGCACUUACACAAAAUGUUUCAUUAAGUCAAACAUUAGAUGUUAAACAGGUAAAGGUGCAGCAACCUUCGGAAGGAGAGGAAUCAGGAAGUAAUGGACAAAGUGCUGCUGCUAUUUCUACAACCGAUGAUCGUAAACAAGAUAGUAUCACAGUCGAUACAAGUUGA